This is a messenger RNA of Hibiscus syriacus, 1723 nucleotides long. RefSeq names its product splicing factor ESS-2 homolog. NCBI's taxonomy places the organism in Eukaryota, Viridiplantae, Streptophyta, Magnoliopsida, Malvales, Malvaceae. The record is from RefSeq and is a predicted model, not a curated record. Gene Ontology annotation, cellular component: catalytic step 2 spliceosome.
CUUAUACAAGGUGUAGAUAAUCGGAUUUUCUUUUCUCUCAAAACCCUAAUUUCUCAGACACCAUGCUUCGAUCUCCAGGCUACUCUCCCCGCCACGUUUCAUCACCGUCUCCGUCUCCGUCUCUAUAUUCCGGAAAUUCUCUUAAAACUCCCGGCGCUUCUUCCUCAAUCACCCAAAGUAAUCCUAGCAGAAAACGCCCCCGGGUCCUCGACGAAGACUCCUAUGUGGCCGCCAUCGAGAAGAUCGUCGAACGCGAUUUCUUCCCUGAUAUCUCCAAGCUCCGAGAUCGGCUCGAUUGGCUCGAAGCCAUCAAGACGGGCGAUCCGAUUCAAAUCCGUGAUGCCCAAUUGAAGAUCAUCGAACGCCGCGGGAAAAAGGUAAAUAAUGCAAAUUCAGAGCGUAGAAGUCAAACCCAAACCCCUGGUUCUACGUUUAUGAGGAAUUUUACUCCUUUUAAUGAAUUUGACGGUAAAACACCUCAAACCCCUAGUGUUUUAGGUAGGGGAUUAUCCGGUGAGGCUGAUUGUAGGGAAAGCGAGGAGGAUGUUGAUACGAAUUUAUCAUUAGAUGAGUUCUUUAGGAGGUAUACUAGUGAGGACAAUGAAAGCUUUUCAAAGAUUUUAGAGAAAGUUAACAGGAAGAAGAAAGAGAAGUAUGCGUUUUUAACACAGAGAGAAAACGGGGAGGAGGAUGUUAAAUUAAUAGAGGACGUAAAAAGGGAUAGGAUCACAGAUGGAUAUGGAACGUCUGAUCAGCCACCAAGCACAUUGGAAGGGUGGAAGUAUACGGCCAAGAAUUUAUUGAUGUAUCAUCCGGCUGAUAGGGGUGAGGCCCCAUUGACCGAGGAGGAGCUAGCUAUAAGAUUGAAGGGUUUGACUAAGGAGAUCAGUAGGGGGAACACUCGUUUUCAUGGUAAAGUUAUGGACUCAAGGCCAAAAGAUGAUGGAUCCGUGGAGGUGUUAUAUACUCCUGUCGCUGGGGCGACUCCAAUGCCUAUGUCAGGUAGGGAUCAGGAUAAGGGCAAAAAGUAUGAUCUGGAGGAUUUGAGAAAGACCCCCAAUCAGUUUUAUGUGGAAUCUGGGAAGAAAGCCGAGAAUGGUUAUAGUUUUGUAAGGACACCUUCACCUGCGCCAGGUGUUGAUGGAUCCCCCUUUAUUACAUGGGGUGAAAUUGAAGGCACCCCUUUGAGGUUGGAACCUGAGGAUACACCAAUUGAUAUUGGUGGUAGCGGUGAUGGGCCUCAUUUUAAGAUUCCUUGUCCUCCUGCCAGAGAUGUGAAGGCACACUCCUUAUCAAGGGAAGCAGCUCGGAAAUUGAGAGAGAGGUCAAAGAUGUUUAAGAAGCCACCGUUGCCAUCACCUUAUAGAGGCGGCAGUGCCAGUCCAAGUGUACGAACACUUUCCCCUGCUGCCCAGAAGUUUGUUAGAAGUGCAAUCGCAAAGUCCUCUUCUUCAGUGGAUGAAACUCUUCGAGCCAGUUAUCGAGGUGCAAGCCCAGGGGUGUAUACUCCUAAAAGUGUAAGAAGUGUUUCAAGGUUUGGAAGGGAUGGCAGCAUGAAUUCCAGGUCCCCUUCUGUAAGCGAGGGUUCUAAUCCUCCAUGGCAAUAGUUGUCUUAAAAUAUCAAUAGUAUUAUAGUUUAAUACUGCCAUCUUGUUUGUACUUUAGUCCUUGAGAAAACCUGUUUGUGUUUACAUGGUAAAUGUACCAUUUCAGAUUUUUUUUU